This is a messenger RNA of Toxotes jaculatrix (banded archerfish), 4471 nucleotides long. RefSeq names its product Usher syndrome 1C binding protein 1 (gene ushbp1). The record is from RefSeq and is a predicted model, not a curated record. Lineage: Eukaryota; Metazoa; Chordata; Actinopteri; Toxotidae. The transcript is spliced from 14 exons. Bases 176 to 2260 code for a protein of 694 amino acids.
CAUGCAGAAAGCCGACUGUCACAGCGACUGACUGACUAUUGGAAAAUAUGAUUAUAGGAGGACAAAUUAGCAGAACAGAAGAAAACACCUCCUCAUUUUGCCAAAUGUUUAAUUGUGGGUUGUGAACAACACAUCAAGAACUAAAUCACUGCUGCAGACAUCAAGAUCAAGAAGUAUGGAGGAUUCCAGCCUGAUCAGAUGUGACAGCCUGGAUGCUGGAUCAGGGUGUGACGGGGAGGUGAUUGACCAUAUGACCUUUGACCCUGAGUGCUCUGACCCCAUAGCAAACCUCGAGCCUUCACCAGCAGAACUGGCUCAAUGUGAGGCAGAAGUGGGCACACUGCUCAGCAUCAUUGCUGAACUGAACAAGAAGAUGGGGUCAUUAAAAGCACCAAGUGAACCAGGGGACCUGAGACCACCAGCACCGUCCAGGCCUUUGGUUCCUGACCUCCUGUCUCACAGACUGGUCAGACGCAGCCCAGAGAGAGACACUUUCUCUGCUGCCAUAUCUAAACCUCCACUGGCUGAUCGAGUGGGCAGUGGUGUAGUCUGGACAAAACUGCAGGAGGUUUUAUCAUCAGUGGAGGAGUCCAUCAGCUGUAGGAGGACCUGGGCCGCCCCCAUUACAGCUUCUGACCAGGACAAGCACAAAGAGCAUCUGAGAGCAGCCCAGGAGAGCUGGGGUAAAGCCACUCAGAUAUUGGAGGAGAUGGAAAGAGAGUUCGGGAUAUCAUGCCCAUCAGCCUCAUCAAAGGACCAGUUUCAGGGGGACAUCUUGGAUCUGGAGAAACAUGACUCUGUUCACAAAAACUCCUUGCACAAUCGCCAGGAAGAGCUGGAGAGAACACAGAACACUAUCAGCCAGAUGGAAGAGGAAAAGAACAAGCUGGUGGGUCUCCAUAAGGUCGGAAGAUCAGGUAGUCGUUCUCCUUCCUACUGGCCCAGUCUCAGUCCAGGCCUGGCUUCUCCUCCGUUCCCUGGUUCUCCUUUACUCCACAGAAGAACAGCCAGAGGUCUAACACCUCUUUCUGCUGGUGGAGACGGCUCUCCACUGGGCUCUGUUAACUCAAGCAGUCCCUGUCCCAGCCCCAUCAGCCUGGACUCUGAGACUGAACGACUGAACAGGUGCAUUGAGAGGCUGAAGGCCAGAAAUGAACGUCUGACUGCAGCUCUGGAGCGAAGGAAGGGAGAGUCGGAGCAGAUCAGUAUUACACUAAACAGACUUGAGUCCGACUGCUCUGCCCUGCAGAUGGCUCUCAAAUACUGUGAGGAGUGUGAAGAGGCCUACAGCGAGUUACUGUCACUUUAUGAGGCCAAGAAGCAACAAAGCAUUCCUGUGCGCACAGACCUAGCAGAGGCAGUCGAUGACAGGCAGCAGCCCGACAGUCCAUCAUCUCAACUCAGGAACAUGGGAACUGAGGAGCUGUCCACCUCCUUCUCAACAGCAGGGGUCACAGAGGAGAUGGAAACACAGAGCUGCACAGGGUCAAGGGCACCUGAGCUGGUGAAUCGAGAGGCUGUCCUCCGUCAGCAAAUCGAGCGCCUGAAGAGGGACAGGGCAGCCAUUUGUCUCCCUAAACCAAAUCCAGGAGUAGAGAGCAAACUGAGCCCUGAAACUGGGUCAAAAGGGGGACAUGUGACCAAAGAUAACAUCAGACCUCCUGAUGCCAAGAAAGAGAAGGCUUCCCUCUUCUAUGAACUCAUCUCUGUCAGGGAGGAGAUGUCAGACCUGCGAGCUCUGAUCCGCCUUAAAGAGAAAGAGCUGAGGUGUUUGGAGUGGAGUUUAAUGGCCCAGAAGGCCCAGGAAGCAGCUGGAGUUUUCGUCCCAGAAAGUCUCAGAGAGGAGCUGGGGGAUCAUAAGACUGAACAACAGAGGUUUUGUGAGAACACAGCUAAACUGGGUAUUGAUGGAGACAUUGCUGGACCUCGAACCAGGCCCAUUCUGAAAGAGCUGCAGGCUGUCCUGCAAAGGGAACAAGCCCUGAAGAAGAGAUUAGCUUUAGUCCAUGAGUCACUGAACACAGCUCUCUCAGACAGCACCGCACACAGGAGAGACAAUGGAGAGCAGAUUGCACGGCUCACACAGGCUCACAGUAAAGCCUUGAGCUCGUACCGGCAGAUUCGCAGGAAGUACCGGGAGCAGGUAUGGAGGCUGGAGCAGAAAGUGGCGGCCAUGAUGGAGAGUCACCACAAGCAGGGUGGAACACCAAAAACUGCAGGGGAGGCCGUGGAGUGGAGGAGGGAAGAAACUGUUCUGUGAUUCUUCGGUCAGAGAAUCAGCCAUUAUUACAGCCAAGUGUUAUCAGCAUCAACCACAGUGAACAUUUUCACUGAAUUCAAGUUGCUUAUAUGUCACUUGAAUAAAUGUAUAUAGUUUUGAACGUCCUUGCAUCCUGAUCACCGCAGAUAUCCCUUUAUUAAUAGUAUAGUUUGAUUUUAUUUAGUUUUCUAUCCUUACAGAAAUAUCUUUCUACCUAUCCAUCCAUCCGCCCAUCUGUCUGCCAACCCAGAAAUGGCACCUGCAGCAGUCAGCUCAGGCCUUCGUUGGCUCUCGAGAAGUAAAUAUAGAGUAUGUAGGGCAGUAGAACACAGAAAUCGCUAUGAAUUCCCCCUGUUCAACCCCUUGUGAGAGUUGCCAAUAAACUGAACAGAAUUCCAGAGCUUAACUUGUCUAACAGGACUCACACAUCACAAGACACACUGCUGAUUUCAGAGAAACAGCUGUCAUGCAGUCAUGAAUGUGUAAGCCUGACUCAAGGACUCAAUCCACUGAGGACCUCCAGACUGACCUCGACAGCACACAUGUCCUUUUUCCCGUACAGGCCGACUCAAUAAAGCCUCCCCUGGCCGGCCGUGCUGUCGUGACAAUGCCGUGAGAAGGGGGAUGGGGCCGGGACAAUGGAUGAUAUGCACACAAAAUGUACGGCCUGCCCAUUUGUCUUCUUUCCACUUUCAUAGUUCUCUUCAUCUCACUCUCUCUAGGCAGAGAGAGCUUUACAUUUCUUUUAAAAGGUCAGUUCACCCAAAUGAUGAAAAAGCUUUGUCUGCUUUUGAGUCCUUGGUUUUAUCACAGGUUGCAUGUCUUUGAGAUGCACUCAGUACAACUCCAAUUGUUUCAUUUAAAGAAGUAUGAUUUGUACUGCAACCUCUUAGAGGAUCCUGGUCCCAGGCUGGGAAUUGCUGCAUUAAUGUUGGCUUUGGUGAUUUCAGAAAAUAUAGAAUAACCUCUGCCUUAUCCUUUAAAUGUUUGGGCAUCACAAAUGGCAAAUCCCCUUCACCUUGAUUGUAUUGGAAAGGAUGCAGAUAUUUUAAUACAUGGACAAAUCUAAAAAUCUAGACACCAAAAGAGGUAUCUAGACUUGACUUUGUUUCCUUUUUUUCCUGAAACCUUGAACCAACCCUUUAAAAAAUCCAGCUUAUCUCUUCCUUCCUGUCCUCAUACCCAUCUUUUGCUCUUUACAUCUCACUGAUACCUCAAUUUAUCUGCCUUUACACUCUCCCUCCAUCUUCUCUCCUUACUCAUCUCUCAAUCAUCUCCGUCCCUGCUCCCCCCUUCAGCCGACCCUGUGCCCUGACCUAUAAGAGCUGGUCAGCUGCAGCUGUGGCCGACGGUCAGGAGGUUAAGGCAAAGGUUGAGUGUCACACCCACAGGGUCACAGUGAUGCCUGGCUGUUGUGUUAGCCUGUGAAUGGAGGGUUCAGAGCGCCAGACGAGGUGGUGAGCCCCUGACGCCCUGACUCUUGCCUGAGCUUGCCCUUUCCCGAGCAGAGGUCACCUCAGAGGGCCGAUCCUUCGCACUGCCCCCAUGGCUCCAGGUCACCAUCGCUAUUGUUGUAAUAGCUGCCAUUAGAGCAGAUGAUACAAUUAUCGCUCCAUUUUGUGUUCCCUCUCUCUAAGGUCUGUGUUGAGCCUCUGAGUUCAUCAAAGGUUUUUUAGAUGACAUGAUUGUUGUAACCUCAGGGUGACAAAGGGGACAGAAUAUCUCAUAGAAAGAUUUUUAAUUAUUUGAAUCAUGACUGACUCAAUAUUUGUGCAUCUAUACAGCGUCAGGAGAAGUAUUCAGAUCUAAUGUACCAAUACAGCAAUGUAAAAAUACUCCAAGUCAAAUGGUCACAGUGAGUGAUACACUACCAACUAUUAUAUUAUCUGAUUGUUAGAGCUACCUUGGUAGGUAGUAAAGGUGUUCCUUUCAGGGCUAUUUCUAAAGUCACCUCUCAUUUCUGAAGUCAAAAACAGUAACCUUACAAUCACAGCAACCAUUAUUAUAUUUUUAUCCUCACUUCCAUCUAAUCCUAUUAAAAAUAUUCUGAUUCACUGAAUGUUUUGCAGUUUAAUUUAUGACAAUGCAUCAUUUUAUAAGGUCAACAAAUGUUUUGUUUGUAAAGCUGUAAUUUGUGAAGUAGCUAGUAACCACAGCUAUUACACAUAAACAUGAAUACAUGUACUUAUUCCAGCACUUAAACUCACUGCA